UCCUAGCAAUGUUUACGUUUUUUAUUCAAAUAUAUUAUAUAGCUUAUAUAUAUAUUUCCUCAGUCUGUCCAUUGAUCUUUCCUCUCCUCUCCCUAGUUGGUUGUGUCCCACAAUGCAUCGCGUUCACUCGUUGAAAUAUGGACCAAAGCGACAAUGAUCUCCAAGGAAGUGAUGGCUCUGGGAUUUUGGGUGGCCCAGACGUUCGAAGACGAAUACCCAUCAAACUCAUAUCCAAGCAGGCGAUAAGGAGCAAACCUCAGCCCCGCAUACAGAGACCCUGCAGCCGGCCACCUAAAAGUGAGACUGGGGAAGACGAUAACUUUGGGUUUAAGCAAGAGGAUAGAUUUGACUGUGGUUCUAAAGCUGGUGAUGUUUUUGCAGGUCAGAGGAGAUUUCCCCAGCAGUUGUUUUGGGACUAUAAGUUACAUUUGAUUGGCGAAAGAGAUGAAGUACCAAUUCACUUCUGUGACAAGUGUGGUCUUCCUAUUCAGCUGUAUGGACGAAUGAUCCCCUGCAAGCAUGUCUUUUGCUACGAUUGUGCUUUGCUUCAUGAGAAGAAAGGAGAGAAGAUGUGCCCAGGUCUGACCCUCUACAACUGCACAGAUCCAGUGCAGCGCAUUGAACAGUGCCACCGUGGAUCCCUUUACAUGUGCAGUGUUGUUCCAGGAUGCAAACGCACUUAUCUGUCCCAGCGUGACCUACAGGCCCACGUCAACCAUCGGCACAUGAGAGCAGCCAAGUCUUCCACAGGCCGCCAAGAGCCUGUGCACCUGCCCCCUUCAUCUGAAGUCCCUGAACGGUUCCGCGUUCCUCCACCUCACCUGCCUAAGAAUCACGUUCAUCUCCCUAAUCCUCUCCAGCAUAGCAGUCAUGACCCCUAUAGUCAGCCACCGCCGACCCCUCAUGAAGGCCCUCCCCCACCUUCUGCUAUGGGUCCUGAGACAUUCCGCAUUGCUACUGUAACAACACGCAAACACAGCAAUCUCAUCACCGUACCUAUCCAAGAUGACUCUUCUUCCUCUCGUGAGCCUCUUUCUAGUGGGCCACUCCCCAUUCAGCCCCCUCAUCACCACCCUGGAGACUACCCUGGUCAGCCACCUGUUGUGCCUCAUGCUCACCACAUGAUGGCGCCACCUCAGCAGCACUUUGGCCCACCACCACCACCUCCUCCUCCCAUUAGCCACCCCAUGCAACAUCCUCCCCAGGCUUCCGGAACUCCACACAUGGUGUAUAACCAGGCCCCACCUCCCCCCAUGGCCACAGCUCCUCCACCAAUCAAUACUCCACCAGGUCACAUCAUGGGCCAAAUGCCCCCCUAUAUGAACCACCCACCCCCCGGACCUCCGCCACAGCACACUGGGCCCCCUGUUAAUGCUCCGCCACCUCAUCACUACAACCCCAACUCCAUGCAGCAGUUCUCUGACGACCAGGGCACCCUCAGUCCCCCAUUUAAUCAGCCAGGGGGACUCAGUCCUGGGCUGUGGCCUGCUCCAAGAGGGCCUCCACCUCCACGAAUGCAAGGUCCUCCUCCCCAAGGCCAGAUGCCCGGACCACAUCACCCAGAUCAGAGUCGUUUCCGGCCUUACUAUCAGUAAACUACCAACUGAAUGAAGGGGUAGUCAUGUGUGUCAUCGUGUUCCAUACCACUUGUUUGAAAAAUGUGAUAGUAAACCUCAGGGUUACAGGAUGUAGGACUUUGAUUUUGAUAAUACUUACCUAAAGCAAAUGUGUGUUGGCGCUGCACAUUUUAGUUAACUGUAAUGGACUUCCCACUGAAUAUAUUCUAGAUUUGGUGCAGAGCAGGAAUGUCCCUUUUUUAAUAGCUUAUAUUUCUGUAUAUAUGUAGGCCAAAUUCAUGCAUAUGUACUGUGCAUUUAAAGCUGUACUAUGUCUCAAUAAAUUUUUAACAGCA
This is a messenger RNA of Betta splendens (Siamese fighting fish), 1912 nucleotides long. It is a transcript of the gene cbll1, whose product is annotated as Cbl proto-oncogene-like 1, E3 ubiquitin protein ligase. The record is from RefSeq and is a predicted model, not a curated record. Gene Ontology annotation, molecular function: ubiquitin protein ligase activity. Gene Ontology annotation, biological process: protein ubiquitination; regulation of cell adhesion. Bases 138 to 1595 code for a protein of 485 amino acids. NCBI's taxonomy places the organism in Eukaryota, Metazoa, Chordata, Actinopteri, Anabantiformes, Osphronemidae. The transcript has 6 exons.